Molecule: messenger RNA, 3093 nt
Organism: Colletotrichum karsti
Lineage: Eukaryota; Fungi; Ascomycota; Sordariomycetes; Glomerellales; Glomerellaceae
Exons: 3
Coding region: 1-3093 (1030 amino acids)
Cellular component (GO): mitochondrion
Molecular function (GO): FAD binding; catalytic activity
Source: RefSeq, a predicted model, not a curated record
AUGGCCUCAAGAGGAAGAAUCCAGCCCCUCCUCCGGACAGCGGCCCGGAGGCAGACGCUGCUGACCACCGGCAGCCGGCACGCCAUGCGGCAGAUCUCGGCCCCGGCCGUAGUCGCCGCCGCCGCCCGGUGCCUCUCGACCACGGCCGUGAGACCCUCAAAGGACCUAAAGGAGAUCAAGCUCACCGCCAACGCCUACCCGGACAUCAAGCGGGACUCGCGCUUCGCCCAGGUCACCGACGCCCACGUCGCCUGGUUCAAGGACCUGCUGGGCCCCUCCGGCCUCGUCGACGGCGUGACCACGAACGCGGCCGACGACCUGGCGGCUUUCAACGAGGACUGGCUGCGCAAGUACCGCGGCCAGUCUCAGCUCGUCCUCAAGCCCGCGUCCACGGAAGAGGUCAGCAAGAUCCUCAAGUACUGCAACGAGCACAAGCUCGCCGUCGUGCCCCAGGGAGGCAACACGGGUCUCGUAGGCGGCUCCGUCCCCGUCUUUGACGAGAUCGUCAUCAACAUGAGCCGCAUGAACCAGAUCCGCUCAUUCGACGACGUCAGCGGUACUCUCGUCGUCGACGCCGGCGUCAUUCUCGAGGUUGCUGACAAGUACCUCGCCGAGCACGGCUACAUCUUCCCCCUCGACCUCGGAGCCAAGGGCUCCUGCCACGUCGGCGGCAAUGUCGCCACAAACGCCGGCGGACUGCGUCUGCUGCGUUACGGCAGCCUCCACGGCAACGUCCUCGGUCUCGAGGCCGUCCUGCCCGACGGCACCAUCGUCGACGAUCUCUGCACCCUGCGCAAGAACAACACGGGCUACGACCUCAAGCAGCUCUUCAUCGGCGGCGAGGGCACCAUCGGCAUCAUCACCAAGGUCUCCAUCAUCUGCCCGCAGCGCUCCCAGGCCGUCAACGUCGCCUUCUUCGGCCUCGAGUCGUACGACAAGGCCCAGCAGGCGUUCAAGGCCGCCAAGGGCCAGCUCGGCGAGAUCCUCUCCGCCUUCGAGCUCAUGGACGGCCGCAGCCAGGACCUCGUCCACGCCGUCAGGGGCAACAAGCGCCCGCUCGAGGGCGACCACCCGUUCUACUGCCUGGUCGAGACGAGCGGCUCCAACGGCGACCACGACUACGAGAAGCUCGAGAAGUUCCUCGAGGACGUCAUGUCCAACGAGAUCGUCGAGGACGGCGUGCUCGCGCAGGACGAGACGCAGAGCAAGGCGCUCUGGGGCUGGCGCGAGGGCAUCCCCGAGUGCCUGGGCCACUGGGGCGGCACGUACAAGUACGACGUGUCCAUCCCGCUCAAGGAGCUCUACCAGCUCGUCGACGACACCAAGGCCAGGAUGGAGGAGGCCGGGCUCGUCGGCAACACGGACGACUUCCCCGCGGUGGGUGUCGUCGGCUACGGCCACAUGGGCGACUCGAACCUUCACCUCAACGUCGCCGUCAGACGAUACGACCCCCGCAUCGAGAAGGUCCUGGAGCCGUUCGUCUACGAGUGGAUCCAGGAGCGCAAUGGCAGCAUCAGCGCCGAGCACGGCUUGGGCGUGGCGAAGAAGAAGUUCAUCGGCUACAGCCGAAACGAGAGCAUGGUUGGUCUGAUGAAGCAGAUCAAGAAUCUCUAUGACCCGUGCGACAACGAACGACCGUACUGUCGGAAAUGCAUCGACAGCGGCCGAGAAUGCGCGGGGUACGAGCGCGAAAUGGUCUUCAUCACCGCAACCAUCGACGACGGCGGCCGAUGCUCGUCCCACCCUCCGCGCCAGGUUAACCCACCGAGGAGAUCCCCAAAGCCCAAGGUCGAAGAGGAAACUGUACCUCGCCCCGUACCGACGGAGCCACUAGCCCCCGCCUGGGAUGACUUGGUCUCCGUUUCCAAUAACGGCGUCGUGUAUUCGGUGCAGAUCGCGGCUUUGCAUACCAAGCUUCAGAGCAUCAUGCGGGGCGGUGAAGACCAAAGUCAGUUUGGGUUUCGAGUUGCCUUACCGCCCUACUCGUUGGUCGACUUAGAAACUUGGGAAAAUGGCGGCGAGAUGAAUGUGGCUGCGCAGACAAUGCUCAGUCUUCUGCCUGCUGGGAAUGGGGUUGGCCAGCCGGAGGGCCUCUGUGCUUUCCUGUUUGAGGUUGGUUCGGUGUACUCUCCCUGCAGGCUGGCCAUUAACACAGAACAGCAAACCCCUUCACUUCUUAUGACGAAUACUGUGACCCCGUGGGGAGCCCCUCAGGAGCACCAGGAUGCCGUGAAGAGUUUUGGCCCAGAAUACUUCAAACAAUUCCCAUCUCACCACUUCUUCGUCAGGGUAUACAGAUGUAGUGCUAUUACCCUCGCCCUCUUCCAGAGGAAACCGACGUUUCUGGCCUCUUUCGACUGGUGCACCAUCCCCUGGGAGAUGCACCCCAAGUCUAUGUUCGAUAGACUGUUCGAUAUCAUUGUCCACGUCCCCGGUAUCCUUGCGAAAGUGGAUCGAACAAUACCUUAUGCUGCAACUUUACAGCGGCGACUGAAGGCCCAGGAGUUGUUGAGCAACUGUUUGCAGGUUGAGCAGCAGCUCGAUGAAUGGGAUUCCUUCGCCCGCUCCCCUACUCUUGAGCAUCCAUACGCUUACUGGAUCGAAGAAGCGGACGACCAAGAGUUGCCGCAGGGUCCCUUCGCCGAUCCCUUCGCCGAUAGCCUUGCCUUCAAGGACGGCGUAACUGCCGUCAUGUUCCUGUACUAUUGGAUGACUCUGCUCAUCCUCCAUCGGUGCGUCGAAAGCCUGCAUCACGUCAUCUUCCAACCCGUGAUCGAGGACUUCCCAAAUAUGUAUCCCGACUUGCCGCCCCAUUUACAAAUCAACCUUGCGAGGUAUCAACAGCGACGAGAUUUUGCUGCGAGAAUUUGUCGCGCCCUGGACUUCGCCGUGAGUACAACUGUCCAGCCCGAUUUGCUGGUGGCACCUCUUGCCGCGGCGUUGGAAUUCUACAGAGAACUGAAUGCGUCCUCGAGGGACGGGGAGCUGGAGAUCAUGUGGUGCGAAAACUUCAAGUUAAGAUUGGUCUCCAAAGGACAAGACAUCGCCAACGUCCUUCAGAGUCGACAAUGGGCCGACAUUGGAGGAUUUUGA